Ipomoea nil (Japanese morning glory) is the source of this 468-nucleotide messenger RNA. RefSeq lists its product as uncharacterized. The coding region runs from base 1 to 468 and encodes 155 amino acids. Lineage: Eukaryota; Viridiplantae; Streptophyta; Magnoliopsida; Solanales; Convolvulaceae. The record is from RefSeq and is a predicted model, not a curated record. The transcript has a single exon.
AUGGUCACGGAAGAUUUCUGCUUUCCCACCACCGCCAACAACUUGGCGCAUCUCAACAUGACCAUGACUAGUCCAUCUCUGUGGAGAAUCCCCUCCCAGUCGGAGAAGGUCGCCGGAGAGAGACAUAAAUGGCGCCGGAAAAGCCAUUCGGAUCUGGAAGAGAAGAGCCGGAGACAAGAGGAGAACGAGGCGGCAGGGGGCGGCGCGGAGGAGAAGAUGGACAUGCUGUGGGAGGAUUUCAACGAGGAAUUGCACGAAAAUCACGGAACGCCUCCGGAUUUUACUCGGUCGCCGGAAGGUAUUUCGAGGUCGAAGCGUGCCGACGAACAAGGGGCGGUGGAAAUGUGCAAGGCCAGUGGCGGCGGCGGCGGCGGUCCGUUUUCUCUGUUACUAGUAAUGAAGAUGUUGAAGAAAUUACUGAUGCUUCAAAAUUCUGCAGCACUCAAGAGGCAUGCAUCCUUGCCUUAA